Molecule: messenger RNA, 1905 nt
Organism: Actinia tenebrosa (Australian red waratah sea anemone)
Lineage: Eukaryota; Metazoa; Cnidaria; Anthozoa; Actiniaria; Actiniidae
Product: V-type proton ATPase subunit B
Biological process (GO): ATP metabolic process; vacuolar acidification; proton transmembrane transport
Cellular component (GO): proton-transporting V-type ATPase, V1 domain
Molecular function (GO): proton-transporting ATPase activity, rotational mechanism; ATP binding
Source: RefSeq, a predicted model, not a curated record
UUUCCAAAGUUUGCAGAAAUUGUUACCCUCACUCUUAAUGAUGGUUCAAAGAGAAGUGGUCAGGUCUUGGAAGUCAGUGGUUCUAAAGCAGUUGUCCAGGUAUUUGAAGGAACAUCUGGUAUUGAUGCUAAGAACACAACUUGUGAAUUCACUGGUGAUAUUCUUAGGACCCCAGUGUCUGAAGACAUGUUAGGCAGGGUAUUUAAUGGUUCUGGUAAAGCUAUUGACAAAGGACCAGCGGUCUUAGCUGAAGACUAUCUAGAUAUCCAAGGUCAACCCAUUAACCCAUGGUCUAGAAUUUACCCAGAAGAAAUGAUCCAAACAGGAAUAUCAGCUAUUGAUACCAUGAACAGCAUUGCUCGUGGUCAGAAAAUUCCAAUCUUUUCAGCAGCAGGUCUACCACAUAACGAGAUUGCUGCUCAGAUUUGCCGUCAAGCUGGACUCGUAAAGUUUAAGAAAGGAGUCCUUGAUGAUCAUGAAGAUAAUUUUGCUAUUGUCUUUGCUGCUAUGGGCGCCAACAUGGAAACUGCUCGAUUCUUCAAGCAAGAUUUUGAAGAAAAUGGCUCAAUGGAAAAUGUGUGUCUUUUCUUGAAUCUUGCUAAUGAUCCAACAAUUGAACGUAUUAUUACCCCUCGUCUGGCACUAACAACAGCAGAGUUCAUGGCAUAUCAGUGUGAAAAACAUGUGUUAGUUAUACUGACGGACAUGAGUUCAUACGCAGAAGCUUUGAGAGAGGUGUCUGCGGCUCGUGAGGAGGUACCUGGUCGUCGUGGUUUCCCAGGUUACAUGUACACUGAUUUGGCUACAAUAUAUGAGAGAGCUGGCCGUGUGGAGGGCCGUAAUGGUUCCAUCACUCAAAUUCCUAUUUUAACUAUGCCUAACGAUGAUAUCACUCAUCCCAUUCCUGAUCUGACUGGAUAUAUCACUGAAGGUCAAGUGUAUGUCGACAGACAGUUACACAAUCGACAGGUCUAUCCCCCAAUCAAUGUACUACCAUCAUUGUCAAGAUUAAUGAAGUCUGCUAUUGGUGAAGGAAUGACCAGAAAGGACCAUUCUGAUGUUUCAAAUCAAUUGUAUGCCAACUAUGCCAUUGGCAAAGAUGUGCAAGCGAUGAAGGCUGUGGUAGGAGAGGAGGCCCUGACCUCCGAGGACUUGCUCUAUUUGGAGUUCCUUGGAAAGUUUGAGAAGAAUUUCAUAUCUCAAGGGACUUAUGAAAACAGGACAGUCUUUGAAUCACUGGAUAUUGGGUGGUCACUACUACGAAUCUUCCCUAAAGAGAUGCUUAAGAGAAUCCCACAAAGCACCUUAGCUGAGUUCUAUCCAAGAGACUCUAAACACUAAUAAUUAAUAAUCAAAUUCUACUUUAACGCGCUAGCUUAUAACCCAGGGUACCCUUGCAUUACUCAAUAGCAUUACUACAUGUACCUUUAGUACUGGUAAAAUUGUUUAUAUAAUUUCCUUAUUACCAUUCCUAACAACAGAAUAUCAUUAGUGCCAAGUUAAUGAAACAUUGAACCAUUUCAAAAUUAUUUUUGUUACAAAACUAGCAGGAAAAUACAAAAGAAAUGGUACACAUUCCACUGAGAAAAAGUGUUAUUUCUUUUCUUAUUUUCCUGUAAUCUUGCUUUUUGAAUGAGUUUUUAUGACAAAAAGUUUCACUCGUCUUUUUCAUUUCAUCAUCCAAAAUAGCAGCUGUGGAAGCAAUUGUACUCAUAAAUAUUCUACUUUCAGGUUUGCUUAAUAAUUUACUAAGGAUGAUGUAAGGUUUGGAUUUCAGAUGUUUGAGUGCAUGCCCUUCAUUACGAUUUCUAGAGAUUAACACAGCAUAAUCUACAAAACUUAUAGGGGGAAAAUACAUAGGAUACAAAUAGUGACACUGAAUAUUAAAAUUUCAAUUUUGAUGUG